Eutrema salsugineum is the source of this 965-nucleotide messenger RNA. RefSeq names its product cyclin-C1-2. The transcript has 9 exons. NCBI's taxonomy places the organism in Eukaryota, Viridiplantae, Streptophyta, Magnoliopsida, Brassicales, Brassicaceae. Gene Ontology annotation, biological process: positive regulation of transcription by RNA polymerase II. The record is from RefSeq and is a predicted model, not a curated record. Bases 93 to 857 code for a protein of 254 amino acids. Gene Ontology annotation, molecular function: cyclin-dependent protein serine/threonine kinase regulator activity. Gene Ontology annotation, cellular component: mediator complex; nucleus.
UUUUUUUUUUUUUAAUUUGUUGUUGUUGAUUUUGAAGGAAAGCCAUCGUCUUGUAUUUGAAGUUGAGGGAUCAAAGAAAAAGGAAAAAAACUAUGGCUUCCAAUUUCUGGACAUCGUCGCACUACAAGGAGCUUAAGGACCCAGAAGAGAUUAAUGUUGUUCAUCCUCUUGAUGCUCAGAGAGGAAUCUCUGUCGAAGAUUUCAGGCUCAUUAAGCUUCAUAUGUCUAAUUAUAUAUCGAAACUGGCACAACACAUUAAGAUUAGGCAAAGAGUUGUUGCAACUGCGGUAACCUAUAUGCGACGUGUUUACACAAGAAAGAGUUUGACAGAAUAUGAGCCUCGGCUUGUUGCUCCCACCUGCUUGUAUUUGGCUUGCAAGGCAGAGGAGAGUGUGGUGCAUGCCAAAAUUCUUGUCUUCUACAUUAAAAAAUUGUAUGCUGAUGAAAAGUUUAGAUAUGAGAUUAAAGAUAUUCUGGAAAUGGAGAUGAAGAUCUUGGAAGCAUUGAACUUCUAUCUUGUUGUAUUUCACCCGUACCGAUCUCUCCCUGAGUUCUUGCAGGAUUCUGGAAUCAGUGACACAAGUAUGACCCAUUUAACAUGGGGACUUGUCAACGACACUUACAGGAUGGACCUCAUCCUUACACAUCCGCCUUACCUCAUUUCACUCGCUUGCAUUUACAUUGCUUCUGUUUACAAAGAGAAAGACAUAAGGACAUGGUUUGAAGAGCUUUCUGUGGACAUGAACAUAGUGAAGAAUAUCGCAAUGGAGGUAUUGGAUUUCUAUGAAAACCACAGAAUGUUCACGGAAGAGAGAGUCCACGCUGCCUUCAACAAACUUGCUACUACAAACCCAUAAAAGUUUUGACGGGAAUCUUAGUCGACUUGUGUUUAUUUGUUUUGUUCACCCUGAGAAAUUUUAUGUUUUGGGAGAAGUUUCUGACAUGAGAUCAUUUCGUUUAUUGUA